Messenger RNA from Darwinula stevensoni, 2090 nucleotides. The record is from the annotation of a GenBank genome assembly. Lineage: Eukaryota; Metazoa; Arthropoda; Ostracoda; Podocopida; Darwinulidae.
UAUAUUCGAAUAAUUGCUUCAACAUUACAUUCUACCCUUUCAGUACUCAUAUGAUGCAAGUGGAUGCUGGGGCUCCUUGGUUGCAUCUAUGCUGCAAAGGUAUAGCCACAAACAUCAUUAUUUGUGAUUUUGAAUAUCCUGUUACUGAUGGAAGUCACUUGAAUGGAUCCAGAAAAUGCGAUGUCGUGGCACGUGGUUUUGCUGGGUAUAAUUCCCAUAUGUGCUCUGCUGUUCUACCUGUGGUGAUGGGAGAAUUUGAUCCCUCCAUGAUUGUUGGUGUGACCAUCUUUCUUGGGGCUAAUGAUGCCAAUUUUAAAGAUCUGAAUCCAAUUCAACAUGUCUCACUAACUGAAUACACGGAGAAUCUGCGGCACAUGGUCCUCUUUUUGGAGGUAGAUAGUCAGCAUUUCCAUAGAAGCCAAGGAGUUUCUCGCAAAAAGGUGACACUCAUAGGACCCCCAGCUUUUAAUGGAGCAGAAUGGGCUAAAGAACUGGAAUGUCGAGGUCUUGGAAUGCCAUUGUCAAAAGACAAUGAAAUCACUGGAAUCUAUGCUCAAGCUUGUGAAUCUCUGGCAAAUGAAUUGAACUGUGAUUGUGUGAACCUCUGGAAAGCCAUGAUGGAUCGCUCUGAGGAGGAGUGGAAAGCAAUGCUUUGUGAUGGCCUGCACUUGUCACAGAAGGGUUCACAGUUUCUCUUCAAUCUUCUGCAGCCAAUGAUUGAGGAAAGAACAAAUACCCUGCCCUUGAUCUUACCUGAAUGGAGAGACAUGAAGGAAUCAACGCAGGUUCCCAAUCCCGCCCCCGCGUCCCCGAUGAACUGGAUGGGCGGUUCCCGAUCUCGCAUCCGGAAAAACGAAGAGCUCCGAAAGCAGAAGGCAUUCUUCGAGAAGCAGCGUCUGAGGAAGAAAAUGGAGGCGCUGAGGGAUCCCCGGACCCCGUCCUCGGACGGCGUCAGCCAGGACCUUCUUCAUCUCCGAGCCGUCUCCCAGCUCGUGGACGAGUCGGUCACUCCGCGGCAAGGCGGAACAGCACAACAAGGCGUGAAUGUUGUUAAUCUGAUGAGCACAGGAGCACGUUUUGGUCGACGGAGGGGAAAAUCAGGAAAACUCUUCAGCCUGUUGGAUUUGAUCCCAGCUUCACCUGAUGAUCCCACCACACCAGCUCAAAACCAUACAGGUUCAUCCAAGGAACAAAGGCCACCCAUGAGUGAACAUCCUCUCCCUCCAUUUCAGAGAUCUUCCUUUCAGAGCCAAGUUCAGGAAGAAUCGGGAGAAAGUAAUACUGUUGCACAAAGCGAAUCUCUGCAGACACACGUAAAGAAGAACGUAGAGGGAUUCACUCCCAUCAGAGCAAACAUGGACCACUUCAUCCAAGUUUAUCACCAAAAGGCACCUAAUAAUUCAAGGAUGACAGAUCACAUUGGAAUCCACACCUCUGCUACAGCAUUUAUCUCACCCUGGCCCCUUGCAAAAUAUCCAGGUCACAUGCCCAAACUCAAAGACUCUGAUGCAAAAACUCCUAAAGUAAAUCAGUCUCAAGUGACAGAGUCCAUAUUCAAAACUCCAAACAUUCAAGUAAAAUCAGUCAAUCAAGACCAGAAUAGAGAAGCCAAUGGAGUCACCACCACACUAUCAGCUGAUAUCACAAUUGGGUCAAAGAAUGAUCAGAAGAAGAGAGAAUCAAGACCAAGAGACUUAGCAUGGAGGGAGAAAGUCCAAUCUUUGUAUAGUAUCUUCCAGCAGCAAGAGUACAUGGACUACCUAAGGCAAGAGCUGUUAUAUGAUCCAAAUUCUGUCUGCUCUCAAGCACCUUCAACAACAGAAGCACAAGAUGGAGGAAUUUCACACAAACAUACAGAACAGAAUACAGUUGAAGAAAGUAACUUGGCUUCAAUUGAGCGCCCUGAAUCAGAGACUGAUACAAUUGACAGAAAAAGACCAGAUGAUCAACUCAGCCAUCAAUGGGCUCAGAACACAAGCCAGGUACUAUGGGAAGAUGAAUAUCGACCCCCCUGGAUCAAAGUUCCGCUUUAUAAUUGUUAUAAGGGACCUCAAGAAAGGGCCUUGGAGCCGAUUGCUGACUCUCUGCGG